Molecule: messenger RNA, 4955 nt
Organism: Falco peregrinus (peregrine falcon)
Lineage: Eukaryota; Metazoa; Chordata; Aves; Falconiformes; Falconidae
Gene: FSHR
Product: follicle stimulating hormone receptor
Exons: 10
Coding region: 47-2131 (694 amino acids)
Biological process (GO): follicle-stimulating hormone signaling pathway; male gonad development
Cellular component (GO): membrane
Molecular function (GO): follicle-stimulating hormone receptor activity; G protein-coupled receptor activity; protein binding
Source: RefSeq, a predicted model, not a curated record
UCCUCCCUUUGAGGUGAAGGAGACAGGCACAGAUGUGAAGGCAGAGAUGUCUCUGGUCCUCGCCUGUCUGCUGGUUUUCCUGGUGGGCUGCUCAGGAUGUCAGCACCGCGCCUGCUGCUGCGUGGGCAGGGUCUUCGUUUGUCAGGAAAGCAAGGUGGUCCAGGUUCCCCAGGACAUCCCUGCCAACACCACCGAGCUGAGAUUUGUCCUCACCAAGAUGAGAGUCAUUCCAAAAGGAGCUUUCGCAGGACUUGGUGACCUAGAGAAAAUAGAGAUCUCACAGAAUGAUGCCUUGGAGGUCAUAGAAGCAAAUGUGUUUUCCAAUCUUCCCAAACUACAUGAAAUAAGAAUUGAGAAGGCCAACAAACUCGUGUACAUUGAUCCAGGUGCCUUCCAACACCUUCCGAGCCUCAGAUAUUUGUUAAUAUCAAACACUGGCCUCCGGUUUCUACCUGCUGUCCAUAAGGUGCACUCUUUCCAGAAGGUUCUACUAGAUAUUCAAGACAAUAUCAAUAUACGUACAAUUGAAAGAAAUUCAUUCACAGGCCUGAGUUCUGAAAGCGUGAUUCUAUGGCUGAAUAAAAAUGGGAUUCAGGAAAUUGAGAAUCAUGCAUUCAAUGGAACCUGCCUGGAUGAGCUAAAUCUAAGUGAUAAUCGCAACCUGGAAAAAUUACCGGAUGAGGUCUUCCAAGGAGCCAAUGGGCCUGUUGUUUUGGAUAUUUCAAGGACAAGAAUCAGUUUCCUGCCAAGUCAUGGAUUAGAACUCAUUAAGAGGCUAAGAGCAAGGUCUACAUAUAAUUUAAAAAAGCUUCCUGAUUUAAGCAAGUUUAGAUCUUUGAUUGAGGCAAACUUCACCUAUCCUAGCCAUUGCUGUGCAUUUACAAACUGGAAAAGACAAAACACCGAAUUACAUCCGAUAUGUAGAAUGUCUCAGGCCAAGCAAGACCUUGAUGAGCAGCCUGGAGAUAAGACACACAGACGAUCUGCAGCUGAUGAUUAUUUUUCCAACUACGGCAUAGGAUUUGACCCAGCAGAGAACGAAUUUGACUAUGGUUUAUGCAAUGAAGUAGUUAACGUAGCUUGCUCACCUAAACCUGAUGCUUUCAAUCCCUGUGAAGAUAUCAUGGGAUACAACGUUCUGCGAGUCUUGAUAUGGUUUAUCAGCAUUUUAGCAAUCACUGGGAACAUUAUUGUCCUCAUUAUUUUAAUAAGCAGUCAAUACAAGCUCACCGUACCUCGCUUUCUCAUGUGCAAUCUUGCAUUUGCAGACCUUUGCAUAGGUAUCUAUCUGCUGUUCAUCGCAUCGGUAGAUAUCCAGACCAAAAGCCAGUAUUAUAACUAUGCCAUAGACUGGCAAACUGGGGCAGGAUGCAACGCUGCAGGAUUCUUUACAGUGUUUGCAAGUGAACUCUCAGUCUAUACGCUGACUGUGAUAACCCUGGAAAGGUGGCACACCAUCACCUACGCCAUGCAACUGGACCGCAAGGUUCGACUUCGUCAUGCUGUGAUUAUCAUGAUUUUUGGCUGGAUGUUUGCUUUUACAGUGGCACUUUUUCCCAUAUUCGGAGUCAGCAGCUACAUGAAGGUCAGCAUCUGUUUGCCCAUGGAUAUAGAAACACCGUUUUCUCAAGCUUACGUUAUAUUUCUUCUAGUAUUGAAUGUACUCGCAUUUUUUAUUAUAUGUGCCUGCUACAUCUGCAUCUACUUUACUGUGAGAAACCCUAAUGUCAUCUCGUCAAAGAGUGACACCAAGAUUGCCAAGCGCAUGGCCAUACUGAUAUUCACGGACUUCCUCUGCAUGGCACCAAUAUCUUUUUUUGCAAUAUCAGCCUCACUCAAGGUUCCUCUCAUCACAGUGUCCAAAUCCAAGAUCCUUCUGGUUUUGUUUUACCCCAUCAAUUCCUGUGCUAACCCUUUCCUCUAUGCCAUUUUCACAAAGACCUUCCGCAGGGAUUUCUUCAUUCUGUUGAGCAAGUUUGGUUGCUGUGAAAUGCAAGCCCAGAUGUACAGAACAGAGACCUCCUCAUCUGCUCAUAAUUUGCACACAAGAAAUGGCCAUUGCCCUCCUCCUGCAUUAAAAAACAGUGGUGGGACUAUUUAUUCAUUGGUGCCUCUGAAUCACUUGAACUGAACUGCUUGCAUUAAUUGGUGUCUGAAGCAGUGUGAUAAUCACUUUCAACUGUGAAUUUAAAUAAUGACUUCAGCAUAGCAUGUAAACUUAUUUUUUAGGAGCAAAAAAUAUUUCUGUUUUGCUAUUUUUGUUCAGUGAACAGCCAUAAGAGAUGACACAUCAUCUCCAUCAGUUCUUGAAGAACAAAGAACAGAACUUCAGUAUGUGCCAGAGUGUUCGUGUAGACUUGUCUCAAGAAAUAAACGAGAGUAUAAACUGGUAUCUCCCACCAUACAGGAAGAGAAUCCCUUCGUUCUAAGAAGAUGUUAGCUGCUUAUUGAGAAUUAAGUGGUGGUUAUAUAUGGUUGAAUGAAAAAAAAUUCAGAAUUAAUUUUUUUGCCUGUGAAGCAUGUUAUAAAAAUGACAGAUAAUUGGGUCUUUUCAUUAAUCAUACCUCCUGGGCUUACAGGAGGCAGAAGGUCAACUCCUUCAGCACAGACUUACUAGGGAUGAGAAUAUCUUGGUUUGUUUCCAUUUCUGUUGGCCACAGCAGAGGAGCAGGAGACAUCUCCAGCUGUGCUGAUGUUUGCUGUUCCACGCUGCAUGGACCUGCCUUAGUCUGCACAACUUUGGGUAGGAUUUGCGCUGAUCUAGAAUGGUGGGCUCAGAGAACCAGAUUUCAUCUGAGUUUGGAUCAAGGGGUUGAUUUGGUUUCAAGGCAAGAAAGAGGAAGAGCAAGAGCAGGAGAAACCCAUUGCAAUAAGGGGGGUGUUUUCUCAAGUUGAUCUCACCAAGUUGGGUUGAAAUCACUACUGUGGGGCUGGUGCCCCUGGGUUAUGGCAGGACAGGCCAGUGGGCUGCUCUAACAUGGUACCUGAAGCAGGUUGGCCAUACAGAGGCAUUAGUGCAUUAUGUAUGCUGCCUAGGCUGUGUAAAGGACGACAGAUCCAGAUAUGGCUUUUGAAAACCUGAACAAAAGUUUUUGUGAAAUCCUAAAAGUUCUCUUUCCCCUGCUCUUCUAAAAAAAGUCCUUCAUGUGCACAUUCUCAGGUGAUGGUCUAGAUGGAAAGACCUGAAAGAAAACAUAUGCUGCAUUUGUUGAAAUAACAAAAAAGAGAAAAACGUCUUAAUUGAGAUUUCCUGAUUUUACAGGGGUUUUGAAUAACAUCUCAAUGAUCAUACAGAGUUUUUACAUGGUUUGAAUAUCAAACUUUUUGAGGGUUAAUCAUUCCAAAUCACACCAAAGAUUUAGGCUUGUGUAGGGUUUUCUCAUGCUGAUUGCGUGUCUCUGUGUGGGUAUGUGGGCAUAAAGAAAACACCAGGAUAGGGGUCUGGGCUUCAUUCCCACCUUGCAAACAAUUCACAGUUUUGCCCCAUGAGAAAACUUCAGGAUCUUCAUGGUUAAAGGUGAUGUGCUUUGAAUGUUUCUUGCCCACAACUCCUGAAAUUUCAGUAGCAAAUCUUGAUGCUUCUACCCAUAAUUUCCUGCCAUCAUCUUCAUAUUUCAGCACCUGAACCUGAUGUGAAUAACUGCAGGAGACGAUUAGUCGUUCAGUCCUAGCCAGGGAAGGAAGUACCAGCUUCCUAGUGUGUAAACCAGUGUGUUUGAGGGCAGAAAUUUCAUUACCCAAGACAAGUAACACUCCCUCCAAGAUCCAGGAGAAGGAAGAAUGAAAGAGCAAAACAGGAAAGGCAGUUCAUCUCUGGAAAGCUCUUCGGAUUCCUUAGAGGAAUAAUUUCUUCACAAAUGCUUUGUGUCACAUACAAUGUACUGGUGUGUAGCCAUUUAACCCCACCCCGAUGGAAGUGUCUGAAUGGUGAUGUUCCAAAACGACAAAUAUCCUAAUUCCAUUAAAAAAGGCUCCUGAAUAUUCUUGGACCAAAAAUGAGGGGUGUUCUUUGGCAAAUAGUAGCCCAUUUUUGUGGAUAAACAGGGCAAAUUCUUGUAGUGCAUCCCACUUUUUUGCCUGGGUGCUGAACGUUUGCAAAGGCAGCAGGAUGAGACCUGUCAGCUCAGGGCAGCACAGGCAUGGUCUAGAAGCCAGCCUUGUAAACCCUCUGGCAGCUGCUACAUCAGGCACAUGAGCUUGGUACGGCUCAGCUCCUUGAUGCAAAAACUUUGCCCAGACAUUUGUAGAAUCACAACCAAGUUGCAUAUGAUUUACAAAUGAAAACCCCUGAAAAAAAGACCUUGCAGGUUUGUGUCUUGUAGCCAGAGUCAGACCAGGGCCCGAGGGAUGAAGUCCAGAAGAGACACGGGGUGGUACUUGAAGAGAAAGUAGAGCCUGCAUAACUGGACACGUUGCCUCGUCCCUAGCAGGAGGACAGCACACAAAUGCUUGAGGCACACGUCAUUCUACCGUCAUGUGCUGUGCAGGAGCUCAGAUGGCAGCUCAGGCUGUGGCAGCAGCUCCAAAGCUGGGAGGCUGCCCGUGUGGUUGCCAAGACAAAAACCUCUGUCUUGUAGUCCUCAGAUCUCCUUGGCUUUCACUGUUCUUUGGAUUUUAAAUUUAAGCAUCUUCCAAACUGUGGGGGGCAUUGUAGGACCUAUGCGUUUCCCUAUGUGGGACAUUGGUCAGUUUAUAGCAGUUUUUUAAAGCAGUGGGGUUUUUUUGAAGAAAGAAGUAAAAGAAAAAAAAAAAAAAAGAUACAUUUUAGUUACGCUUAUAAUGCAAAAAAAGCCCGCUGGUUUCUGUUGUGGAUUUUCUCAGCACUUAACAUGUUUAUGUGUGUAAACUUUGAACUAUUUUACAUUUCCCUUUCUGAAAUCUAUUUUAAUAAAACAAAUACCAAAACAAAGUGCCUUGAGAACAAGUGUAUGGCCAGAGAUACGCUGACAAAGUAU